CUUCCGCGUUCCGGCCGGAGCCGGGCAGCCACUCACUUUGACCUCACCACUCUCGACGUCGUCCGCGACAACGAAUCGCUUCGGAUGCAUCGCGCCUUAGCGGUCUCCCAGAGGACGCUGCAGCCUGCGGGGAGGAACCUCGUCAGGGUUUCUCGGCGGCGCCUUGCGACUGCUGCAGAAGGACAGACGGCACCACCAAAAAAGUCGAGCGGAGUCCGACGCUUUCUGCUCUACACUGCAACCGCAACUGCUACGUUCUACAUAGGCAGCGCCUUUGCCGCGGUCAACAACGAAACCUACCAUGACUUCUUCGUGGACAACGUUCCUCUGGCUAGCUCCGUCGUUCAGUUCGCGGAGGACGAGGGCUUGGAUGAAGUCACGGUCGAAUCCGCAAUUGAAUCGGUCAUCAAUGCCGGGCGUGGUAUACUGAUCGUGGCGGACGACGUGGUGAAGGGUGUGCAGCGCCUUGCGGGCGGGAUAAACAUCGAGACUGCGGUGAACAAGACGAGCGAAAGCGAUAUCGUGGACAAGCUGAAGGAGGCUCGGGACGCAGCCGUGAAGAAGGUUAAGGGCGAGGCGGAGAAUGUAGAGCGGCAGGCGAAGAAGGCGGAAAUCAAGGUCGCGGAGCAGCCGGAGCCUCACAAGACCACUCUGAAGGAGACGGUGGAGAAGGCGAAGGCGAAGGCAAAGGCCGUGAAGGACGCCGUCGUCAUUUCGAUCGAGAGGGACGAGGAGCGCGUGCGUGGUAUCGUGCGACACCGACUUCGGUCGUUUUCGGCGGGUGUGGAGGAGCUCAUCGAAGAAGCGGAAGCUGCACUGGCAGGCAAAAUUCCCAAAGAACCCGUUCACGAGGUAGCCGGUAAGAUUGGCGGCACGAACGUCUAUGACUCGCCCCUCCCUCUCGGUUUCGAGCCACCUCCAGGCUACGCUCGCCCCGCUCCUCCCCCCAAGCCUACUCCCGCUCCCGUCGCUGCUCCUGCCCCCGAUCCUCUCCCCCUUGUCGCCCCCGCGGUCGCCGAACUCGGUGCUUCGGAGCCCGUCAUCGCUCAACUUGCCGAUGUCAUCGACAACCUCGCCUCCUACCUCAACUCCAACCCCACCGCCGCCGAGAAGGCGCGCGACAUCCUUGACAUCGCCAAGAUCGAUCUCACCGAGCUCGCCGGCAAGGUGGACAAGGUGAAGGCUGAGGAGAAGGAAAAGCUGGAGGCUACGCUGGACGAGCAGGCACGGCAGUACAACCUGAAGCUGUUGGAGUUGGAGAUGGCGGCCCAGGAUAAGUUGGACAUGCAGGAAGAUGAGUUCAAGAAGUAUCUCGAGGACGAGAAGGCCAAGUUCGUCAAGGCCUACCGGGAGAAGCUUGAGCAAGAACUUGCCACCCAAAGCGAGAUAAUCAAUCAACGUCUGAAGGAGGAGGUCAUCGCGCAGGGCAUCGAGUUACAGCGUCGUUGGAUCCGUGAGGUGAAGGUCCGCGUUGAGGAGGAGCGCGGUGGACGUCUCGCUAAGCUUGAUGAGCUUGCCGCGAACCUCAAGCGCCUCGAACGCGUCGCACUCGACAACUCGGAGUAUCUCGACGAGAAUCUACGCGUGCACGCGCUCUGGUCCGCCCUUCGCGCGCUGAAUACUGCCGUGGAUUCACCCACACGCAAGCCGUUCCGCGAGGAGCUCCGUGUCCUCAGGCAUUUCGCCACCGCGAAGGAUGACCCGGUCGUCACCACCGCGCUCGAGACGCUUGAGGCAACGGAUGUACCUGACAUUGGCGUUGAGCCUUUCGCGGACCUCGCGAGCUGGUUCUCGACCAGCGUUGCGCCGAAAGUCGCAAGCGUUGCGCUCGUGCCUGACACGGGUGCCGGCGUGCUCUCCCACCUUGCUUCGCAGCUCCUUUCCUCCUUCCAGUUCAAGCGUAGUGGGCUUGUCGAAGGCUCCGACACGCUCAGCGUCCUCGCGCGUGCCGAGUACUAUCUCAACGAGAAGGACCUCGAUAGCGCCGCGCGGGAGUUGAACCAGCUCACCGGGACAGCGAAGUUGUUGCUCUCUGAUUGGCUUGAUGCUGCCCGCCGGAGGUUGGAGAUUCAGCAGGCAUUAGAGGUACUACAAACGGAAGCGACUCUGUUAUCGUUGCUUGUGGUUUGAUGCUAGCCAAAAGUAUAAAUAACAUGAUUUUGCCGCGAUGGACGUUGGCGUUUUCAGGCUAGACCCCUUCAUGACCUAGACUAAUAUAUGAGGCCUUGAGCA
This is a messenger RNA of Punctularia strigosozonata HHB-11173 SS5, 2232 nucleotides long. RefSeq lists its product as uncharacterized. The transcript has 4 exons. The coding region runs from base 85 to 2130 and encodes 681 amino acids. The record is from RefSeq and is a predicted model, not a curated record. Gene Ontology annotation, cellular component: MICOS complex. Lineage: Eukaryota; Fungi; Basidiomycota; Agaricomycetes; Corticiales; Punctulariaceae. Gene Ontology annotation, biological process: cristae formation.